UUCACUCUUAACCCUAGUCGAAGCUAUAUAUACCCAUCACCCGCACCAGAUUCUUUCUCACCUUUUUCCCUAUCCAUAUUUUCAUUUUCUUCUUAACGAUUUCUUCGAAGCUCAACAAUGGCCGUUUAGGUUUUCAUAAUAAUUUGAUUGGAACAAACAAAAGAAAAUUAUUGAAUUUCGGACCUUUGAUUUCUUUGACCACUACUGUGAAUGUGUGAAUCGAUCGAUUGAUUUUUCUCUUUUUAUGAGCGUUUUGGUACUACCAUUUUGCUGGAUUCUUGUUCUUUUCGUUUUUGUCUUCUUCGAAAGGGUUUGGUUAGUGUGAAUCAUCAAUGGCGGAGCGGAGGUUCGGCGUAGGUUAUGCGCUGGCACCAAAGAAACAACAGAGCUUCAUUCAAGAUUCUCUUGUUAGUCUUGCUAAGUCUCACGGUGUCGAUCUUGUUCGUAUCGACGAGGACCGUCCUCUGGCUGACCAGGGACCGUUCGAUUGUGUUCUUCACAAGCUUUACGGUGUGGAUUGGCGGCAGCAGUUGGAAGAUUUUAGGGCUGUUAACCCUAAUGCGGUGAUUAUUGACUCUCCGGAGGCGAUCGAGAGGCUUCAUAACCGGAUUUCGAUGUUGCAGGUUGUUUCUGAGUUGAAGAUUGAGGACAGGAGUGAGACGUUUGGGAUUCCGAAGCAGAUAGUGAUUUAUGAUAAAGAAACGUUGCUCGAUCGUCCGGCAUGGGAGGGGCUCAAGUUUCCGAUUAUUGCGAAGCCUCUUGUGGCUGACGGCAGUGCUAAGUCUCAUAAGAUGGCUCUCGUCUUUAACCACGAUAGUCUCAACAGUCUAAAACCGCCUAUUGUCUUGCAGGAGUUUGUGAACCAUGGUGGAGUGAUUUUCAAGGUCUAUGUGGUUGGAGAGUAUGUUAAGUGCGUGAAGAGGAAGUCUCUGCCGGACGUGUCGGAGGAGGAGAAAGUGGGUAGCUUGGAGGGUUUGUUGUCUUUCUCGCAGGUAUCUAAUCUCGCCACUAACGAAAGAACUGACGAUAAGUACUACAAGAAGAUGCAUUUGGACGAAACCGAGAUGCCUCCUCAGAGCUUGCUUAUCGAAAUCGCAAAGGGUUUAAGGCGUGCUAUGAAAUUGCAUCUGUUCAACUUCGAUGUUAUUAGGGAUGCCAGGUUUGGGAAUCGGUACCUUAUAAUUGACAUCAAUUACUUUCCUGGGUAUGCGAAAAUGCCAGGCUACGAGAAAAUAAUGACGGAUUUCUUCUGUGAUAUAAUGCACAAGAAAGAGAGAGAUGCAGAAAAGGUUCUUGAGGAGAAUGAUGAUAAUGGGGUUGAUGGACUUGGAUGUGAAAAAGGAGUGAGAAAGCUUGUAAGCAAUUCUUGCGGCAGUGAUGGGGAAGAUGGAGUUCUACCAGUUUCACCUAUUGGCAGAGAAGAGGAGAAACCAAUUCAAGUAUGAAUCUUGAAAUGAGGGUCCGUGAUAUGUAGUCAAUUGACUGUAACUCUUGUCCGUUAAUGUGGUUGGUGAUUUUGGUCUUGGGAAUUUGAUUUUAAGCAGUUUGGCCCUUUUCACCAAUUUCUUGAUGGAAGAAAGUUUCACAUUUGGUUUAGAAUAGCAGUUGAUACAGUGCUGAAUGAGUAGGCUACAGUUUUAACCUGUUGAGACAGCAUUAGUUGGUGCACAGUGGUGAUAAUGUAAAUUCCAGCCACCGUUCCUAUGAAGAUAGGAUUUGGCUGCUAUGAGGCAGGUCUUAUGUUUUCUAUAUGAAUACAUUUCUUUGAUCGUUGGAAAGUGAUUGUUUGUCGAUGUGAUUAUUGAUCUGAAGCAAGGAUUUCUUUGAACUGGCGUGUCUCAUGCAAGUUGAGAAUGGAAAUACCUCAAAUAUUUUGUCCUUCAUUUCUUUAUUAUUCCUCAUAAAGGUAUUUUUCAAUUUGAGGACAUGAAAGUUAUUUGGUUUUCUCCUUGCCACCUAUGGCUCUGGUAUACAUCAUUAUAAGUUUUUUUGAUUUAAUGAAUUUAUCUGUUAUGUUAUA
Cannabis sativa is the source of this 2020-nucleotide messenger RNA. RefSeq names its product inositol-tetrakisphosphate 1-kinase 1. Gene Ontology annotation, cellular component: cytoplasm. The record is from RefSeq and is a predicted model, not a curated record. Bases 333 to 1445 code for a protein of 370 amino acids. NCBI's taxonomy places the organism in Eukaryota, Viridiplantae, Streptophyta, Magnoliopsida, Rosales, Cannabaceae. The transcript has 2 exons. Gene Ontology annotation, biological process: inositol trisphosphate metabolic process. Gene Ontology annotation, molecular function: inositol-1,3,4-trisphosphate 6-kinase activity; magnesium ion binding; inositol-3,4,5,6-tetrakisphosphate 1-kinase activity.